Messenger RNA from Sorex araneus (European shrew), 3198 nucleotides. RefSeq names its product TELO2 interacting protein 2 (gene TTI2). The transcript has 9 exons. Gene Ontology annotation, cellular component: cytosol; centrosome; nucleoplasm. NCBI's taxonomy places the organism in Eukaryota, Metazoa, Chordata, Mammalia, Eulipotyphla, Soricidae. The coding region runs from base 1 to 1725 and encodes 574 amino acids. The record is from RefSeq and is a predicted model, not a curated record.
AUGCCCAGCAUCUUCCAUGUCACCUCUGGUCUGAUGGGCAAUGGCUUUUCUAUUAUGAAUUUAGACCCAAAGGCUGCUCAUGAUCAUUGUCUUCAGUUAUGCACAUCCUCUACUUCCCGUUCCUACUCCUCUCUUCCUGCCUCAAUAAAGGAAAAUAGAGUAAACAUAGAGCGCGUGAUUGCGCUCUAUGCAAAUAUCUCGCCGAGGCUCCACCUCCUGGAAGUCUUGCGCUCCGGCUUUACGCCCCGACGUCGUGAAAAGACGGGGCGGGGCCGGCGGGCGGCGGCGGAAGCGGGCGGCGUGCUUUGCGGCCGGGACGGUGGCCGGCGCGAGCCCUGCUGGAGGGCCGUCCCGUCCGCGGCCGUUGGUCUGCGCGGCGGGAUGGAGCCGGGCGGCGCGGCGGAGCCCCCCGCAGGCCUGGGCCGCGUGCUGCGGCAGCUGGCGGGCCCGGGCGGGCGGGCGGCGGCGCUGCGCGAGCUGGACGAGCUGCUGGACGGCGCGGGGGGCGGCCCCGAGGGGCUGGGCCGGCUGGCGGGGGCGCUGGCGCGGGCCGGGGCGCCCCCCGCGGGGCCCGCGCGCGCCGAGGACGUGGCGGCGCUGCUCGGGCGGCUGCUGGCGCGGGCGGGGGACGCGGGCGCGGCGCGCGUGGCCGGCCCCGCCUACGUAUUCGCCGUGGGCCAGGCCGAGUGGCCGGGGGGAGACCCCCGCGCGCGCGCCGCGGCCAGGGAGCUGCUGGCGGGGCUGGUGGCCGCCGCGGGCGCCGCUUCGGUGCCGGGCCUGCUGCGGGGCGCGGAGGGUGCGGGGCUGCUGCCGGCCGUGCUGGAGCUGCUGCGGCCUGAGCUGAGCAAAGAAUCCUGGAAGAAGAACCCGGCCACCAAACACGUUUUUUCCUGGACGCUGCAGCAGGUCACUCGGCCCUGGCUGAGUGAUCAUCUGGAAAACGUGCUUCCUCCAUCACUGCUCAUCUCAGAUGACUAUCAGACAGAGAACAAGAUCCUGGGUGUACAGUGCCUCCAUCACAUUCUGCUCAAUGUGCCAGCAGCCGAUUUGCUCCAGUAUAACAGGGCCCAGGUUGUGUACCAUGCCCUUUUCAAUCACCUGUACACACCAGAGCACCAACUCAUUGAGGCCGUGCUUCCUUGUCUGUUGGAUUUGUUUCCCGUCCUGGAGAGAGGCCAGCACUGGAAGGGAGGUCCAGCCCGGCCCACCACUCACUGUGAUGAGGUGCUGCAGCUGGUCCUGACCCACAUGGAGCCAGAGCAUCGCCUGGUUUUACGCAGGACGUACGCAAGGAGCCUGCCAGCUUUCGUGAAGAGGUUGGGGACCUUGACUGUCCGGCACUUGAAGAGGCUGGAGCGAGUCGUCAUUGGUUAUCUGGAAGUGUAUGAUGGACCAGAGGAGGAGGCUCGAUUGAAGAUCCUGGAAACCCUAAAACUGCUCAUGCAGUAUACAUGGCCCAGAAUGCCUUGUCGAACUGUGGUGUUACUGAAGGCUCUCUUAAAACUGAUCUGCGAUGUCGCCAGGGAUCCUGACCUCACACCUGCGCCUGUGAAGCAGGCCUUGCUGGAGGCGGCCACAGACUGCCUGAUUGUCCUGGACCACUGCUCGAAAGGGCAGGUGAAGGGUCUCCUGGCCAAAAUUGCCCAAAGCUGUGAUGAUGACAAGGUGGUAAGCUGCAUCAGAAAAGUGCAGGUUUCUGGCGGCACUCCCAACAGCGCAACUUAAGAUCUGUAUUACUUUCCUGAAGAGGAUUUUCUUGUUCCAAUUAUAUAAAUGAAAUCUCUUAAGGACAGAGCGUCUGACGAGUCACUGUCUGCCUCCUGCUGCUCCAGGGCCUUGUCGAAGGCGUGGAUGGGGAAGUUGUAGAUGUCUCCGUACUGAAGGAACACAGGGACUGGCUUAGCUACAUUGGAGUCUUAGACAUGGGCUCUACUCUGACAAGCACCUUUCCCUCAGUGAUUGAGGAUUCUCAAUCUGAUGAUGAUGUCUCUAUUACCCAGCUGAGAGCUAUCUGUGAAACUUAAUUCUGAUAUUUAAAUAAUGAAUGGUUAAUAUAAAACUGGUAGUUUCUGCGAAGAAAGGAAUCAGAUUACUUAAAAUCCCUCGGAGGGGGUGGGCUCCAGCUUCCCUCCCCACCCGGAGCAGAGCUCCCAGCGGCUGAAGACCAUCGGAACCUAGCUACAGCCAUACUCAAGGCCCCUCUCCACACAUUCGAACAGGCCUCAUGCAUGAAGGUACCGGCAGAGGAACCCAGGUGUGUGUAAUCCCAUCAACGGCCAACAUCCAGAGACUUAAAAGCAAGCUCUCUGAAGAGAGUGAUGCAGAGUCUCGCAAAGAUAUUGUGCGAAGCAGCCACGCAAUAUCUUGUAGCCUACUUCUCCCCCUGGGAGAAAUUGGCAAUCUUCUGAGUUUCCUGCCCACAUGGGACAACCUUGCAAGCUUCCCAUGGUGUAUUCAUAUGCUAAAUCCAGUAACAAGCUGGAUCUCAUUCCCCAGACCCUGAAAGAAUCCCCAGUGCGACAUCGUUACCAGGUCAAGAUAGACUUCUAAGAGUUCAGGAAAAGGACGAAAUGAGAGGUUACUGAGCCCGCCCGAGAAAUCGGUGAUUAACGGGAUUUCAUGAUCGUGAUUGUGAGUUGUCAAUGAAAACCACAGACUGGAAUAACUAAUUUGUUUUUGUUUUUGUUUUUUGGGGUCACACCAGGCAAUGCACAGGGGUUACUCCUGGCUCUGCACUCAGGAAUCACCCUGGUGAUGCUCGGGGGAACAUAUGGGAUGCUGGGAAUCGAACCCGGGUCAGCCGUGUGCACGGCAAACGCCCUACCCGCUGUGCUAUUGCUAUUGCUCCAGCCCCUGGAAUAACUAAUUUUAUAGUAAGAAAAAGUUUACUCUUGUUGUCUCUGUAAAUGACACUGAAUUUUAAGAAUAAAAAUAUUAUUUUAAACUGCAAAGACCAUGGUCUUUUAAACUUCAAACAAACAUGUAUGGCUUAUGCAGAGAUCUGAACUGUUGCACUAGGGAAUAGGAGUCGCGGUUAAUGGGAAAAGGUGAAAAAGAUUCUUGCUGUGAACAGAUGUGACCAAAGUAUUUUUGUACCUGUGCUAAUAAAUCAAAGCCAAGGGCUAUCUAUAUUCCAGAGAUAAGAUCAAAAUAACAUUCUAGCAUCUUAAAAAAUGAAACACAUUUCCUGCUUUUCCA